CUGACAGGAAUAGGACUGUUUCUAGACAAGUUUGGGCCUUUGGCGUUAAUUGUGAAGCAUUUAUAAAUGAUCUAAAUUACCGAGUACUCUAUUGUUGCAUUAAUAAAUAAAUUAAAAUUAGUUUUCGAUCGUAAAUAAUUGAGACGCCAUCUAGUGUGCAAAAGUCAACUUUGACUCGUCCAUGUUUACAUACAUAUGCUUUUUUGUCGAUAAAACAAUAUUCAGUGCUGGAAGAUCUUGUAUAUUAAAUGUAUAUAUAUAAAUUAGUUGUUUAACAAGUAUUAUAAGUAUGAACUCUGCUAAAGAUGACGAAGAUUUCUGGUACAGCAGCGAGAAACGAUCCUUCUGUUUUGAAAACAAUGAGGUGGACCAGUUGUUCGGAGUGUCAAAGACUGACACGGAUAAGUUAUGGGCUGGUAUUUCUAAUACCUCAACACCCGAGGGAUCUUUAAAAAGUACCGAUGAUUAUCAACCAUUGAAACCUAUGCUGUCUGUUAUAUCAGAAAAAACACUUUCUAGCAUUUUGGCGACGGAUAAAUUACAGAAUCUUCAAUCUGAAGCAGCAAGUAUACAACCAGAUAUAACUCUCUCGAAAAUUUUACUAGGACAACCAUAUUCUUUGGAACAAUAUAAAUCCUUGGUCUCUAAAACAACCUUAUUGGAUGCUGCUAUAAUAAGCGGAGAUGGAAAUGCAAUUUUAAUAAUUAUCUUAUUUCUUAUAAAAACUCUCAAAAGAUCCUUGGUCCAAAGAAUAUUAGCGGAAAGACCAGAUGCUGUAAAUGUGUAUGUACGAUACCUUUCCACAAGAUUACAAAUGAAUGAAAUUACCAAUAUUUUAACAAUGCUAGGGCAACCAUUGGAUGCUGCUAUGAAAACUUUACAUAUUAUUAUAAAAAAUACUCGAGAUCCUGAUAAACUAUUGUACAAACUUCGAAAUAUUUAUAAAACACAAUUUUCAUCCCUAACCGACUGCAAAGAAGCUUCGUUUGUUCAGUCGUACAUAAAGCUACUCGAGUGGCAAAUGGCGGUGAAGAAAAUAGAUGGCAACGACGAAAUAGAAUUAGAUUCUUCUGUUCUCGAGUGCCUGAGACACGCGUGUAAAGGUCAUUGGAAUUUACAAGAGGGUAGUUUAAUGUCUCCUACGAUAUUAUCUCAUCAACACGAUAUAUCUCCUAGACAAUAUCAGAAAAUCGCGUUAGAAGUUCGAGCAUCGGCUGGUGAAUGGGACGAUGUUGAUCGAUUGUUGCUAACAAAGGGCUGGCUAGGAAGUAAAAAGUUGCAAAUUCAUUUGCCUAUAGAAGAUGUAUUGAAAAUAUUGCACAAAAAUAAUGCGUCUUUCAAUAUUCUGGAGAAAUAUAUAAAAUAUAUCGAUAAUUUAGAAAGACGAUUAGAAUUGGCAAAGACCAUGCAUUGCUUUAGAAUAGCAAUCGACAUUCUCGUACAGCAAGGAGAUCGUGCCGCGUUAAUGGAAUAUAAAACCAAAUUGCAACAACAAUCGGAGGAAUAUUUCUACGCGGAGAGUGCAUUGCGUUUGCCAUCGGUUAAAUGGAAAAAUUAGUAUUAAUUUUAUCAAUUGUAUUAAAUUUAAGUAUUUAUUACGUGAAAUAAUAACAAUACAUUUUCA
This is a messenger RNA of Colletes gigas, 1624 nucleotides long. Its product is annotated as spermatogenesis-defective protein 39 homolog. Gene Ontology annotation, cellular component: cytoplasm. The transcript has 9 exons. NCBI's taxonomy places the organism in Eukaryota, Metazoa, Arthropoda, Insecta, Hymenoptera, Colletidae. The record is from RefSeq and is a predicted model, not a curated record. Bases 290 to 1558 code for a protein of 422 amino acids. Gene Ontology annotation, biological process: vacuolar transport; intracellular protein transport.